Molecule: messenger RNA, 891 nt
Organism: Nicotiana tabacum (common tobacco)
Lineage: Eukaryota; Viridiplantae; Streptophyta; Magnoliopsida; Solanales; Solanaceae
Source: RefSeq, a predicted model, not a curated record
AUGGAGAACCCUAGGCUGUGGAAAGUUGUAAUACAAGCAAAAUAUGGGGUGGCAAAUAACUGGUGUACUAGACAGAGUAGAGUGCCACAUGGUUCUGGGCCAUGGAAACAUAUUUCAAAGUUAUGGGGUGACUUUCAACUCAAGUCAUCACUCAAGCUUGGGAAUGGAACUCAUAUUUCUUUCUGGAAAGAUAGAUGGUUAGGGUCAAACAUCCUAAAAGACGAACACCCAAGUCUAUUUCUAUUCGCUAGCAACAAGGAUUCCACUAUUGAGCACUAUUGGCAAGAUAACUCAUGGGCCUUGCAGUUCAGAAGAGAUAUCCAAGAAUGGGAACUAAAUGACUUGCUGAGAUUGCUUUCAAAACUAUCAGAUUUUAAGGUCAAUCCUCAGGUGAAAGACAAGCUGGAAUGGGGAGAUUCCAAAGAUAAAACCUAUACUGUCAAAAGAGGAUAUGACAAUUUAUGCUCCAAUAAAGAGCUGAUUGACAAAUGGCCGUGGAAGCUCAUAUGGAGAACCAAACUCCCUAUAAAAGAGAAAUCUGAGAGUGUGAGACAUUUGUUUCUUCAUUGCACAGUAGCAGCUGACAUAUGGAACAUGUUUUUAUCAGUUUUUGGACUUGCUUGGGUCAUGCCUUGCAGUAUAAAGGAUGCUUACGAGAGCUGGAGCUCAUGGAGAGUUGGGAAAUCCAUCAAAAAAACUUGCCAAAUGGUGCCUGCUACUAUUUUUUGGUGCAUCUGGAAUGAGAGAAAUCGCAGAGGUUUUGAUGGGAUUUCAACUCCUAAUCACUCUCUUAAAGCAACUUGUCUAAUCAAUUUAUUUACUUGGUUCAACCAGGCCCCUGUAACUAGCUUUGAAUCUUUUUGGGAUUGUGUCUGCUCCUUAGUUAUGUAA